Blepharisma stoltei is the source of this 645-nucleotide messenger RNA. NCBI's taxonomy places the organism in Eukaryota, Ciliophora, Heterotrichea, Heterotrichida, Blepharismidae. The record is from the annotation of a GenBank genome assembly.
AUGAAAAGUGCUUCUCCUAUUCCCAGUAAACUAGAAAAGAGAGGACUAAUUUCAACCUUAACACUAGGUCACUCGCCUAUCGUCCAUUUAGAAAAAGAAAAAGAAAAGCCAACUAAGCCUAUUUCGAAAAGAAGAAUUGACGAAGAAAGCCUAACCUGGAGAACUCUAAACCCGGCCUACCCAGAAAAACCUUCUCGAUGCGUAUACGGAAAAAGGAGAGUAACCCCUAACUAUGCUGACGAUUCUCAAGAUAGCAGAAGCACGAGUGCAGAUCUUGCGGUUAAAUCACCAAAUCCUCAAUGCAAGACAAGCAGAGAGCAUCCUUUUAGUGGGGAAGCCGUAAAAAUCGAAGAAGACUACAAGUCCAUAAGGUCACAAAAGUACCUUGAAAGCCAAGUAAUUGGACUCCCUGGAUCGAGAGUUAAAUGCUAUACACCUCCUCCCUCAAACAAAAUGCCCAGAACAAUCUCAUCAAUAGAAAAUUUGCCAGGGUCAUUCUUAGUUCCUCCAGAAGAUCCUCAAAAAACCCAAAAAAAGCUUAGUCCUUUGAAGCAUGAGACAACAAUGUUUAAUCCAGUUAUUGAAAAGCCUCUAAAACAAAGCAUUACUUUAGAGCAAAGUUUUGAUAUCUCAGGCCGGUUUUAG